Molecule: messenger RNA, 1718 nt
Organism: Euleptes europaea (tarantolino)
Lineage: Eukaryota; Metazoa; Chordata; Lepidosauria; Squamata; Sphaerodactylidae
Product: zinc finger and SCAN domain-containing protein 31-like
Exons: 4
Coding region: 1-1716 (571 amino acids)
Biological process (GO): regulation of transcription by RNA polymerase II
Molecular function (GO): DNA-binding transcription factor activity, RNA polymerase II-specific; RNA polymerase II cis-regulatory region sequence-specific DNA binding
Source: RefSeq, a predicted model, not a curated record
AUGGGUGGAAGGAUCGCCACAGAGCAAAAAAACACAUCAGAAAUCAAGGUGGAAAAGCAGGAUCCAGCAGAAGAUGUAUCGGGGGCCAGGCUGGAAAGAGACCUUUGCAUCAUCCAGGUUGAGGCAAGCAGAGAACUUCUGGCCGAAGGGGCCACAUGUGAUAUUAAGCAAGAACCUCAGGAUGAGCCACAUCGCUAUUGGGAAGCCCAAAGACAGGAGCUGCCAAAGGAAACGCAGUUUCCUCAGCGAGGAUGGGAAAACCCGCAGCUGCCCCAGUCUGAGGAGAAUGUCAAGGUGCUGAAGUUCCCCUUCAAGGGAUCCGAUGAUGCUGAAAAGUGGCCUCGUGGCGAGUGGAGGACCUCAGCACUGUCAACCGGCCAUGUAGAAUCCAACCAGGCUGACAGAAGCCAGGAUCUCUCUGGAAAUGUGGCUCCAGUUGAGAUUAUAGAUGAGGACGCUGUCGGCUUGGAGAUUCGGCGCCGGCGCUUCAGGCACUUCUGUUACUGGGAGGCUGAGGGACCUCGAGAAGUCUUCGGCCAACUAUGGGAGCUUUGCCGUCAAUGGCUGAAGCCCGAGAGACACACCAAGGAGGAGAUCUUGGAGCUGCUGAUCCUGGAACAGUUCUUGGCUAUCCUGCCACAGGAAAUGCAGAGCUGGGUCAGGGAACGCAGGCCCGAGACCUGCAGCCAGGUGGUGGCCCUAGCGGAGGACUUCCUGUUGAUUUUGAAGGUGUCUGAGAGCCACAAAGAGCAGGCACGAAGGAUGUCUGGAAGAGAUCCAUCAGAGAUGGUAAAGAGUCAGCUUCCCAUGGAAACCAUGCAGGAGGGUGACAGAGAGACCGCCUUUCCUGGUGAUUGGCAUGUAAUUGUAAAAGAAGAAGAGGUGGAUCUUCAGCCGGAAGAACCAAAAGAAGUGGGGGGGCCUGGAACAUUGUGGGAAGGUAAAGAAGAUAAGUUUUUCCAAGUUCCUGAGCAGGAACAGAUACACAAAAGUUUGCCUGGGCCUGAAAAUUACCAGGAAAACCAUCCCUGGAAUACAUCAGAACAAACUUUUCUUUGUGAGGGAGCUGGGAAACGUUUGCAUGGAAGGACUUUCCAAGAGGGCUCAUGCAGGCGUAAGAGGAAAAAGGCAGGUGCAGACUGUGGGAAAAGUCUCCGCCAGAGUUUGAACCUUCUUGAGUACCAGCAAAUAGAAACAGGAGAAAAAACAUACAGAUCCCCUGAAUGGGGCAAAAGCUUUAAGCUGAAACUGCAUCUUAAUAUGCGUGGAAGAACACAUGCCCGAGGGAGACCCUCUUUAUGGUCAGACUUUGGAAAGUUCCCUCAGCCGUAUGAAGUUUCUAGACCUCAGGAAAUCCAUGCCAAAGCGAACCAGCAUACAUGCUCUGAGUGCGGGAGAACUUUUAGCAGGCAAUCCCACCUGCUGAUACAUCAGAGAAUGCACACCGGAGAAAAACCUUACACAUGCUCAGAGUGUGGGAAAAGCUUUAGUUAUAGCUCGGUCCUUACAGAACAUGAAAGAAUCCACACUGGGGAGAAACCCUACGAGUGUUCGGACUGUGGGCAAAGCUUCAGCCGGAGGUCGUACCUCAUUCAGCACGAGAGAACCCACACGGGAGUGAAGCCGUAUGAAUGCGCAGAGUGCCAGAAAUGCUUCACUCGUCGCAGUGGCCUUCUUCGACAUCAGAAACUCCACAUGGCCAAGAAGCCAUGCUAAUU